UAACUGCCCCCCCAUCUUCUUCCCACCCACAAUCUUGUGCCCCCCUCCUGUGCUUUACUGGACUAGCAUAACCCCUUCCUGUCCCAUAGAAGCUUCCAUGCAUCCUUCAUGCCCCAGCCCCAUAAACCCACUUGCCCCAUAUGUCCUGUGAGCCCCCUGCCCAUGUUCAUGUCCUCCACUCCUCACUUCAACUCGGCUGUCUUGUGUGACACCUUUUCCCUACCAGCCCAGAGGAAGAGCUUUCUGCAGAGACUUCCCCUAGCUCCAGUAUAACCCACCUACCUGCAACUUUGCAGACCUUCUGGUCCCACUCUGUAUGUCCCCCUCAGCUUCCCUGCUGGCCCAUCAUGAGCCCCUCCAUCAACACCAUCUCUGUCCCCUCAGUGCUGUCUCUCCCUCCGAGCUCCACACAGCCUCCCAUAAACCAUCCAUCCUGACUGUCCCCUUUCCCUUGAUUCCCCUACGGCUGGAGUGAGGACAGUGGGUACUGUUGCUCUGGUCCUGCCCUUUCUUUGAAAAGACAGCCCCUACCCCAGCUGUUCCAGUGGGGAGCAGAAAAGCUCUCACACAACUUUUAAAUGGGAGAUUUUAAGGUUAUUUACCAGAGGUUGUGCCAAACUUGAAAAAAAUCAUGAAAUGUAAUUUCCUUUGAAGACUGUAUUGAGGUGAUGCCUGCGUACAAGAGAGGAUGCCAGCCCCCAUCAGACUGCGGGAGCUGAUCCGGACCAUCCGGACAGCACGAACCCAAGCAGAAGAGCGAGAAAUGAUUCAGAAAGAAUGUGCUGCCAUCCGGUCAUCCUUCAGAGAAGAGGAUAAUACAUACCGCUGCCGGAAUGUGGCAAAACUACUGUACAUGCACAUGUUGGGUUAUCCUGCGCAUUUUGGACAGUUGGAGUGCCUCAAACUUAUUGCCUCUCAGAAAUUCACAGACAAGCGCAUUGGGUACUUAGGUGCCAUGCUGCUACUGGAUGAGAGACAGGAUGUCCACCUUCUCAUGACCAACUGCAUCAAGAAUGACCUUAAUCACAGCACACAGUAUGUGCAGGGGCUGGCACUCUGCACCCUCGGCUGCAUGGGCUCCUCUGAGAUGUGCAGAGACCUGGCAGGAGAAGUGGAGAAACUCCUCAAAACAUCCAACUCUUACCUAAGGAAAAAGGCAGCACUGUGUGCUGUGCAUGUCAUUAGGAAGGUGCCUGAACUCAUGGAGAUGUUCCUGCCAGCCACCAAAAACCUACUGAAUGAGAAGAACCAUGGUGUUCUUCACACAUCCGUUGUCCUCCUCACAGAGAUGUGUGAGAGAAGCCCAGACAUGUUAUCACACUUCAGAAAGAAUGAAAAGCUUGUACCCCAGUUAGUUCGUAUUCUAAAGAACCUUAUCAUGUCUGGAUAUUCACCAGAGCAUGACGUGUCUGGGAUCAGUGACCCCUUUCUGCAGGUGCGAAUCCUGCGGUUACUAAGAAUUCUGGGGCGAAAUGAUGAUGACUCAAGUGAAGCAAUGAAUGACAUACUUGCUCAGGUUGCCACUAACACAGAAACAAGUAAAAACGUGGGUAACGCCAUCCUCUAUGAAACUGUAUUGACUAUUAUGGACAUCAAGUCUGAGAGUGGACUGCGAGUGUUAGCCAUUAACAUCCUAGGCCGUUUCUUGUUAAAUAACGACAAAAAUAUUAGAUAUGUAGCUUUGACAUCUUUGUUGAAGACUGUGCAGACAGACCACAAUGCAGUACAGCGGCACAGAAGCACCAUUGUGGAUUGCCUAAAAGAUCUGGAUGUCUCCAUUAAACGGCGUGCAAUGGAGCUGAGCUUUGCAUUAGUUAAUGGCAACAACAUCCGUGGAAUGAUGAAGGAACUGCUGUAUUUCCUGGAUUCCUGUGAGCCAGAGUUCAAGGCAGAUUGUGCCUCUGGAAUAUUUCUUGCAGCAGAGAAAUAUGCCCCUUCCAAACGCUGGCACAUAGACACAAUUAUGCGAGUCCUAACAACGGCAGGAAGUUAUGUUCGAGAUGAUGCUGUCCCCAACCUGAUCCAGCUGAUAACAAAUAGCAUGGAGAUGCAUGCCUAUACUGUACAGAAACUCUACAAAGCCAUCCUUGGUGACUACUCCCAGCAGCCCCUAGUGCAGGUGGCCUCUUGGUGUAUGGGAGAAUAUGGAGACCUCUUGAUAUCUGGUCAGUGUGAAGAGGAGGAGCCAGUUCAGGUAACGGAAGAGGAAGUACUCGAUAUUUUAGAAAGUGUCCUGAUAUCAAACAUGUCUGCAUCCGUUACACGAGGUUAUGCUCUCACCGCCAUCAUGAAGCUUUCCACAAGGUUCACCUGCACUGUCAACCGCAUUAAGAAGGUUGUGUCCAUCUAUGGCAGCAGCAUUGAUGUGGAGCUCCAGCAGAGGGCGGUGGAGUACAAUGCACUUUUCAAGAAGUAUGAUCACAUGAGGUCAGCCCUACUUGAGCGAAUGCCAGUUAUGGAAAAGGUGACCACAAAUGGCCCCACUGAGAUUGUACAGACCAAUGGAGAGACAGAGCCAGCAGUGCUGGAAACCAAACCUCCCCCCUCUGGGCUGCAGCCCACCAGCCAGGCAAAUGACUUGUUGGACUUAUUGGGAGGAAAUGAUAUAACCCCAGUCAUUCCAACUGCCCCUACAAGCAAGCCAGCCUCUGCCGGUGGGGAGCUCCUUGACCUCCUGGGAGAUCUCAACCUAACAGCUUCUCCAGCCUCGGUCCCUGCCCCACAGAUAUCGCAGCCUUCGUUCCUGUUGGAUGGGCUCUCAUCACAGCCUCUCUUCAAUGAUAUUGCUGCUGGCAUCCCCUCCAUCACAGCAUACAGCAAGAAUGGGCUGAAGAUAGAGUUCACCUUUGAGAGAUCGAACACCAACCCCAGCAUCACCGUGAUCACGAUACAAGCCUCCAACAGCACAGAGCUGGACAUGACAGACUUUGUUUUCCAGGCUGCGGUACCAAAGACAUUCCAGCUGCAGCUUCUGUCUCCCAGCAGCAGCAUCAUCCCAGCAUUUAACACGGGGACCAUCACACAGGUCAUCAAAGUUCUGAACCCACAGAAGCAACAGCUACGUAUGCGGAUCAAGUUGACCUAUAAUCACAAGGGCUCAGCAAUGCAGGAUCUAGCAGAAGUUAACAACUUCCCCCCUCAGUCCUGGCAGUGAGGCUCUGGCACCAUUCUUACUCACCCCACCCAAUCAAAGGAACUCUGGGAAGAAGGUUGAUCCCUGGCAAUCCCCCAAACUGCACCAUGGACCUGGGGAACGAUGAGACCUGCUGAUGAGGAGGAAUCUUCCUGAAGUGAUUGCUGAUUUUGAAGCAUAUCUGUUAAGACUAACUUCCUCCGCUCCACUGAUGAGGCUUGCUGCUUGUGGAGGCUGCUCUGCACUCCCCCAUGCAUUCAGAGUCGGAAGCAACAUUCUCCUUCCCCCCAAGAAACAUGCAGUUCGUUUGGAAGAGAGGACUGGAAUUGCUUGCAAGGAAACACAUUUUUCUCUCCUCCCCGCUCCUGCCUCCGUGCAGCAAGUGAGCAGCUGUCCCUUCUUUCUGCUGCCUUCUUUCCGUGGGGUGGAUAAGGUGGGUUUUGAGUCAUUACUAGCAGGCACUUUCAUCUGGGGUUUGGGGGAGAAGCUUAUCCAGAGACCAUUAGGGAGCCCUGCCUUUUUCUUUCGGUUUCCUCAAUGUGUGAAGAGGCUGUGAGCUCCUAGUGGCCUGUUCUGUGCAUUGCUGUAUGCACACAGACACCUU
Mauremys reevesii (Reeves's turtle) is the source of this 3737-nucleotide messenger RNA. It is a transcript of the gene AP1G1, whose product is annotated as adaptor related protein complex 1 subunit gamma 1. The record is from RefSeq and is a predicted model, not a curated record. Gene Ontology annotation, biological process: receptor-mediated endocytosis; intracellular protein transport; Golgi to vacuole transport. Lineage: Eukaryota; Metazoa; Chordata; Testudines; Geoemydidae. Bases 689 to 3154 code for a protein of 821 amino acids. The transcript is spliced from 24 exons. Gene Ontology annotation, molecular function: clathrin-cargo adaptor activity. Gene Ontology annotation, cellular component: membrane coat; Golgi apparatus; AP-1 adaptor complex.